AUGCAUAUCCCUACUCUUGUAACUCUCGCCUGCAUGGCGGUCAGCGCCAGUGCGUUCCAAUACCCAGACUUUGUCCCAUUGCACCGUCGGCAGGACCCCGGUACUCCCGAGUACGACUGCCAUGCAAACUGCGGGGGAGUCAUUGCUGCUGCUCGUAAAGACGGCUACUGCGAUACCGACACUUUCAAAACCGAGUUAUCUGAAUGCCUUAAGUGUGCACUCAAGUACGACAUGUGGAAGUAUUACGGCUCGGGUGUUUCCAAGGCCGCUACUGGAUGUGGUGUGGACGCCACUCCUGUCGAAGCGUCCUCCACUACGACCACGGCCGCUGGUAGCGCCAGCGCUACUGAAACGGGAAACUCAGUCACCUUAUCCCCGUCUUCCACUUCGACUAACGCUGGUGCAACCACGGGUGCAACCUCUGCUGCUUCUGGCGUUACGCCUAGCUCUAGCGGUGCGAUUACCUCGACACCCGCUGCAUCUACCGUGGUGUCUUCUGCGACACCGUCUCAGAACUCGACUGGCGGUGCUUCGCCGAGUGUCAGCUUAUUCCCUGGAGCUGCGUCUACCAUUUCGCACGAUGGACUGCUGCUUAGUGUGCUAGCUGGAUGUCUUGCUGUGGCCUUUUUGUAA
This is a messenger RNA of Aspergillus pseudonomiae, 633 nucleotides long. RefSeq lists its product as uncharacterized. Bases 1 to 633 code for a protein of 210 amino acids. The transcript has 3 exons. NCBI's taxonomy places the organism in Eukaryota, Fungi, Ascomycota, Eurotiomycetes, Eurotiales, Aspergillaceae. The record is from RefSeq and is a predicted model, not a curated record.